Dipodomys ordii (Ord's kangaroo rat) is the source of this 1125-nucleotide messenger RNA. It is a transcript of the gene Tpgs1, whose product is annotated as tubulin polyglutamylase complex subunit 1. The transcript has 2 exons. The coding region runs from base 1 to 912 and encodes 303 amino acids. Gene Ontology annotation, molecular function: microtubule binding. The record is from RefSeq and is a predicted model, not a curated record. Lineage: Eukaryota; Metazoa; Chordata; Mammalia; Rodentia; Heteromyidae. Gene Ontology annotation, biological process: protein polyglutamylation.
AUGGCGGCACUUCCGGUCCUGCUGCCCUCAGCGAAGAUGGCGGCAGGAGAGAAGCGGCGGCCGUUGGUAGCCACGGCGGCGAAUUACACGGACGGCGGCCGACCCUCGGUGUCGCGGAGCGCGGCGGCCGCCGAGAGCGAGGAAGACUUCCUGAGGCAGGUCGGCGUAACCGAGAUGCUGCGUGCAGCCCUGUUAAAAGUGCUGGAGGCGCGUCCCGAGGAGCCCAUCGCCUUCCUGGCGCACUACUUCGAAAACAUGGGCCUGCGCUCGCCGGCCAACGGCGGCGCCGGGGAGCCUCCCGGGCAGCUCCUCCUGCAGCAGCAGCGCCUGGGCCGCGCGCUGUGGUACCUUCGCCUGGCUCACCACUCUCAGAGGACAGCCUUCAAUAACAACGUGAGCGUGGCCUACGAGUGCCUCAGCGCCAGCGGGAGGAAGAAGAAGCCAGGGCUGGAUGGGCGCACGUACAGUGAGCUGCUGAAACGCAUCUGCAGAGAUGGCGGAGCCCCCGAGGAGGUGGUGGCACCCCUGCUCCACAAGAUCCAGUGCCGGGACCACGAGGCCGUGCCCCUGGAUGUCUUCCGCACCGGCAUGCUCACCUGCUUCGUGCUGCUGGAGUUCAUGGCACGCGCCAGGGCCCUCUUCCAGCUGCUGGAGGACCCAGAGCUGGCGGUGGCUGACCGCCGAGUGGGCCAGGCGGUGCUGGACACCCUGGAGGAGGCCCUGGGCACCAGCGACCAAGCCACCGCCCCCGUGUGCUACCUGGAGGCCGGCUCGCGCCUAGGGCCCGACAGCCUGGCGCUGGCCAUGGACAGGGCAGCGGGCGGGCGGCGGCCCAGCUCUCCCAUGGCCCGGCAGGAGUUCCUGGAGAAGGCCGUGGCCCUCUUCAUCGCCAAAGUCAAGCCAGUGAGCUGAGCCUAGCCUACCGCUCCCCCCACCCCCACCUCCCAAAAACAGCCAUCCAGCUGCUGCUCCUGGUGCCACAAGGAUCUGGCCCGGGGUAUCCCCGCAUGCAGGUGGGGGCUUCCCCACCUUUGGACUUAGGACAUGGAUGAUCCAGCGGGACAUGGCUUCUCCACAAACAACUCCACCACCUUCCAUGCUGGCCUGACCGAAAUAAAAGCUAUA